CGGAAUGAUGGAUAGAUGAGCGGACCAAUAACAGAGCACGUAGAUGGGCGGGGAUAAACUGGGGGCGGCUCCUCAUUGGUCGGGAGGGGGGUGUCGCUGUCAGCCAGCUCUGUGCUCGGGUUAGUUGUUGGAGCGCUGAGGUCUGGGUGAGUCCGGAGUACAGUGAGGAUAGAGGCGGUUCUUCCAGCGACUUUCACCGCGGGGUAAGGAGAACCAGGACUUGUAUUCUCUGCGAGCUAGCGAGGAACGUCGGGCAUUCACCGUGUAUAGGCUUCCUAAGUACUAUGGAGUUAAUCGACGUAGCGGAGCGGCCUAUUAAGGUCACAGAGUGGCAGAAAACUUACACCUACGAUUCCGGCAUCAACUCCGGCAUCAACACCUCUGCACCAUCGCUGAACGGCAAGACCGUGCUGAUGGAGGAUGACGACAUGGGCUACUCUCAACAAUACACGACUGUGAAGACCACCACAUACACGCAGCAGCAGCAGCAGCAAGGUCCAGACAUGGAGUCCCAGCUUGCCAUGACUCGAGCCCAGCGCGUCCGAGCGGCUAUGUAUCCAGAAACGGUGAAUGAUUCUACUUACCUGUUAACAACACAGAUUGAUGGACAGCAGACCAAUGUGCAGAAACUUGCAGAGCCUUCACAGAUGCUGAAAUCUGCCAUUGUCCACCUCAUCAACUACCAAGAUGAUGCUGAACUGGCCACCCGUGCCAUCCCCGAGCUGACCAAGCUCCUGAACGAUGAGGAUCCGGUGGUGGUGAACAAGGCCUCUAUGAUAGUCAACCAGCUCUCCAAAAAGGAAGCGUCCCGCAGAGCUCUAAUGCAGUCCCCACAGAUAGUCGCAGCCGUCGUGCGCACAAUGCAGAACACAAGCGACAUGGAAACUGCCCGUUGUACAACCAGCAUCUUGCACAACUUGUCCCACCAUCGAGAAGGACUUCUAUCCAUUUUCAAGUCUGGAGGAAUCCCUGCUCUUGUUCGUAUGCUCAGCUCUCCAGUGGAAUCCGUGCUCUUUUAUGCAAUCACUACCCUGCACAAUCUCCUGUUGUACCAGGAAGGUGCCAAGAUGGCCGUACGCUUGGCUGAUGGGCUGCAGAAGAUGGUCCCACUGCUUAACAAGAAUAAUCCCAAAUUUUUGGCCAUUACAACAGACUGCUUGCAGCUCUUAGCAUAUGGAAAUCAGGAGAGCAAGCUCAUCAUCUUGGCCAAUGGAGGACCUCAAGGUCUUGUGCAUAUCAUGAAAACCUACAACUACGAGAAGCUUUUGUGGACCACCAGCAGAGUGUUGAAGGUGCUGUCUGUGUGCCCGAGCAACAAGCCGGCCAUAGUGGAAGCUGGAGGAAUGCAAGCUCUGGGGAAACAUCUCACCAGCUCCAGCCCUAGGCUCGUACAGAACUGCUUGUGGACUCUAAGGAACUUGUCUGACGUGGCCACUAAACAGGAGGGCCUGGACAAUGUGCUGAAGAUCCUAGUGAACCAGCUGAGCUCGGACGAUGUCAACGUCCUGACCUGCGCCACCGGCACCCUUUCCAAUCUGACCUGCAACAACAGCCGCAACAAAACUCUGGUGACCCAAAGCAACGGGGUGGAGUCGCUGAUCCACACCAUCCUGCGAGCAAGUGACAAGGACGACAUUGCCGAACCGGCAGUCUGUGCUUUACGGCAUCUCACCAGUCGUCACCCCGACGCGGAGGUGGCUCAGAACUCUGUGCGACUUCACUAUGGCAUCCCGGCCAUCGUCAAACUGAUCGGCCAGCCCUUCCAAUGGCCGCUGGUCAAGGCGACCAUUGGCUUGAUCCGAAACCUGGCCCUGUGUCCUGCCAACCACGCCCCACUUCACGAUGCGGGGGUCAUUCCCCGUCUGGUGCAGUUGCUGGUUAAAGCUCACCAGGAUGCACAGAGACACGCAGCUUCAGGAACCCAGCAGCCAUAUACGGAUGGCGUCAGAAUGGAGGAGAUUGUGGAAGGCUGCACCGGAGCUCUGCACAUCCUGGCCCGUGAGCCUAUGAACCGCAUGGAAAUCUACAGGCUCAACACCAUUCCCUUGUUUGUGCAGCUCCUGUACUCCCCAGUGGAGAACAUUCAGAGAGUGGCGGCCGGAGUGCUGUGCGAGCUGGCCCAGGACAAAGAGGCCGCAGAGACCAUUGACGCUGAGGGAGCCUCUGCACCACUUAUGGAGCUCCUGCACUCCCGUAAUGAGGGUACAGCCACCUAUGCCGCCGCAGUCCUUUUCCGUAUCUCCGAGGACAAGAACGCUGAUUACAGAAAGAGAGUAUCUGUGGAGCUUACUAAUGCCAUCUUCCGCCAAGACCCCGCAGCCUGGGAGGCGGCUCAAAGCAUGAUCCCCAUUGGAGAUCCUUACCCAGAUGAAAUGGAGAAUUACCGCACCAUGUACGCAGAGGACCUUCCACCAGAUCACAUGGUUGACUUGGACCCAGAAUACCCCAUGGAUGGCUACAGUGACCAUGGAGGAAGGAUGGCAUACAAUGAUAACCUUAUGGCCUAAAUCCACACACUCGAGCUCCUCACUGUGGAAGAAAACAAUCCAGACAGAAGUGCCUACAAAGACCCUGUCCCUGCACCUCCUCUUAACCCAGUGUCUCCCCUUUUAAAAGAAGCUUUUAUUUGAUAGACUUUUCAUUUGCAUUUUUUAUUUUUAUUUUUGUUAAUCUUCAAAGCAUAAUGGGAUCUAGCAAUCGGCAUGCAGCGUAUUAACCCCUUCCAGGUUAAUCCGCGGCUCUGCUACGCCAUCCUUUUUACAUCUUCAUUGUUUUGCAUUAGCCUUUUUUUUUGUUUCUAAAGGAUUUAUAAAUAUAUAUAAUUUUAUUAUUUUUAAUUUUUUUUUUUCUUUUUUUUUUUUUAUAAUUUUAAUAUGCAAAGAAUUCUCUCUGCUUUUAUUUCUGCCAUAUAUUGCUCACUAUUUAGGAGCUGCAUUAAGAGGUUAAGUUACCUAGAUAACCAUCUUCUAUAGUGCUUCGUGCCCUCUGUAGUGACACACAUAGAGACUUGGCACACAUUUGGUUGGUGUUACUCUUGUUCUGUUUUUUUUUUUUUUUUUUUUUUAAUAAAUGGUUUCAGAUUUUAUACUUUAAUAUAAGCAAUUCACCUUGUGAAAAUUUGGGCAAAAAUAUACUUAAAAAUGUGUUCAUCCCAUCAAUAUCUACCUGCCCUGUUGUAGAUGGAUCAUUUAGAGCAGUGGUCUUCAACCUGUGGACCUACAGAUGUUGCAAAACUACAACUCCCAGCAUCCCCGGACAGCCAACGGCUGUCCGGGCAUGCUGGGAGUUGUAGUUUUGCAACAUCUGGAGGUCCGCAGGUUGAAGACCACUGAUUUAGAGCAUCCAAGCAUGCCUGAAUAUCAAAACUAGAGAUGAGCGAACUUACAGUAAAUUCAA
Hyla sarda is the source of this 3396-nucleotide messenger RNA. It is a transcript of the gene JUP, whose product is annotated as junction plakoglobin. Gene Ontology annotation, molecular function: alpha-catenin binding; cadherin binding; transcription coactivator activity. The coding region runs from base 285 to 2507 and encodes 740 amino acids. The transcript has 15 exons. Lineage: Eukaryota; Metazoa; Chordata; Amphibia; Anura; Hylidae. Gene Ontology annotation, biological process: cell adhesion; positive regulation of transcription by RNA polymerase II. Gene Ontology annotation, cellular component: adherens junction; catenin complex. The record is from RefSeq and is a predicted model, not a curated record.